Messenger RNA from Brassica napus (rape), 1577 nucleotides. RefSeq names its product secreted RxLR effector protein 161-like. The transcript has a single exon. NCBI's taxonomy places the organism in Eukaryota, Viridiplantae, Streptophyta, Magnoliopsida, Brassicales, Brassicaceae. The coding region runs from base 218 to 847 and encodes 209 amino acids. The record is from RefSeq and is a predicted model, not a curated record.
AGGAGAAGAAGACAAAGUCUUAAGGCUGAAGAAGGCGCUUUAUGGAUUAAAGCAAGCACCAAGAGCAUGGAACACUCGGAUUGAUAAGUACUUCAAGGAGAAAUGCUUCAUCAAGUGUCCAUAUGAGCAUGCACUUUAUAUCAAAACUCAAAACAAUGAUAUAUUGAUUGCAUGCUUAUAUGUUGAUGACUUGAUAUUCACUGGCAACAAUCCGAUUAUGUUUGAAGAUUUCAAGAUGGAGAUGACAAAGGAGUUCGAGAUGACCGACAUUGGAUUGAUGUCAUACUACCUUGGCAUUGAAGUAAAGCAAGAAGAAAAUGAAAUCUUCAUUACUCAAGAAGGCUAUGCUAAAGAGGUGCUUAAGAAGUUCAAGAUGGAUGACUCAAAUCCAGUUUGCACGCCAAUGGAAUGUGGAGUCAAGUUAUCAAAAGAAGAAGAAGGAGAGAGUGUGGAUCCAACACUCUUUAAGAGUCUAGUUGGAAGCUUACGCUAUCUAACGUGCACAAGGCCCGACAUCCUACACGCAGUUGGAGUUGUGAGUCGAUACAUGGAGCAUCCAACAACAACUCAUUUCAAAGCAGCGAAGAGGAUCCUACGCUAUAUCAAAGGUACAAUCAACUUUGGCUUGUACUACUCUAUUUCUGACGAUUACAAGCUUGUUGGAUAUAGCGAUAGCGAUUGGGGUGGAGAUGUAGAUGACCGGAAAAGCACAAGUGGCUUCGUGUUUUUCAUUGGAGAAACCGCUUUCACAUGGAUGUCAAAGAAGCAACCAAUUGUCACUCUUUCUACUUGUGAAGCGGAGUAUGUGGCAGCUACUUCAUGUGUUUGCCAUGCUAUUUGGUUAUGAAACUUGCUAAAGGAGCUGAACUUACCACAAGAGGAGCCAACGAAAAUCUUUGUGGAUAACAAGUCGGCAAUAGCAUUGGCGAAGAAUCCAGUCUUCCAUGAUUGGAGUAAGCACAUCGAUACUCGUUAUCACUACAUAAGAGAAUGUGUUACCAAGAUGGAUGUGCAAUUGGAGUAUGUGAAGACAAAUGAUCAAGUAGCUGAUAUCUUCACCAAGCCACUCAAGCGAGAAGACUUCAUCAAGAUGAGGAGCUUACUCGGAGUAACCAAAUCAAGUUUAAGAGGGGGUGUUGAAAACUAAACUUGAUUUGGAUCAAACAUCAUUGGGUUAAUCAUGUGUUGAUCCAAAACUUAGCCCAAAUUCUAGAAAAAUCAUCCACCUCCUUAAAAUAAAAAUCUAGAUAUUCUUAUAGAAUUAUCUAGAAAAUUAGGAUAAAAUAAUCUAGAUAUUAUGUUAGAAUUAUCUAGAUUUAGGAUUAAAAUAUUUGAGAUAUUUAAUUUGUAUAAUGGAGGCUAUAAAUACCCCCACUCCCUUUUCAUUUUGUAGCAUCAAGAAGUAUCCAAGUUUGUAAGAAUCAUCUAAGUAAUAAGAAUCAUCUUCUAAAUUAUAAAAGCUUUCUUCUUCACAAAGCUUCUUUCUCUUCAAACACUUAAACACUUUCUGCAUCUUUAUAAAAUUUCCAUUCCAACAAUAACACCAAGAAUACACAAGAUUUCUUAAUCUAAGCAAA